GUGUACCGUGUAAAAAAACAUCUACAAGACUUGUUUCAUCCUUCUGCAGUCAUUUUAUUGGACUCGCCAAGUUCCAUUAUUGCACUGUAAUAAUAAAGGUUCAGUUAGUCGUCCAUUCACUGUCAACGAGACAAGUCAAGUCCCAUGCAAAAGCUGAUUUGCACACACUCUACGCAAGUUGAAAAGUGGUUGAUUUUGCAGAGUGGUGGAGGAGGGAGGAUACAUGAAAAAAGCGAGAGUGCACAUUGGGAAGAAUUUGCACAUUUUGUGGGAAAAGGCUGAAUUGUUGAAAUCCAGUGGGAGCAGAAAAGUUGGGCUCAGCCAGAGCUUUAAUCGGGCUGCUUAAAGCCCAGGAAGGAAAUCUGCCAUGAUCGAAUAAGUAGUUUUAUUUCCCAGUCCUGGAAAUUCCAUCCAACGAAAUCAGGACAAAGGAUGUCGAGUCGAUAAACUGCGAAUGUAAUCUAAUCUCAUCAGUCUCUCCCACAUGCGCAUUAUUCCCAUUUCGACGGAAAACUAUCUCUGCUAUUUCUUUGAUAUUGAAAUAUUUUCAUCCAGGAGACACAAAUCAACGGAUACGAUUACUUGUUUUGUUCGCGUUUGCCCAAAAUAGUGCAAGUUUUGAUCAAUCCAUGGAAACUUUAUGCCGAUUCACUACAUUCAAAGUACUAAAUGGUGUGAUAAAACUUGUGGAAAUUGUGACAAAAAUUAGGUGGUAACGAUUCCAUUGGAGAAAUACUUGCCCAAUUUUUGGCAGAUUCUGUCUCGUUGUUUGGUCCGUUUCUUUGUUAGAAACGCAUCUCACCGCAUCUUCCCGCCUGUUCCGAGCUGGACAUGACUUCGAAAGUCCUCUGGGUGGGGUCUUCCUCAACCUACUCGACCCACAAAAGCGUCACCUCGACUCCGGCCAAGAAGCAGGACGUGUUUUACGAGAACAUCAACCAUCGUCGCGGUCAAGACGUCACUGACUCCACUCAAAACAAGAACUGCACGGUCAAAACCUUGUCCUUGGUUCAGCAGCAGGCCCAGAUUUUCAAUUCUGCCAACAACAACAACAAUAACCACCAACGCCAGCAGUAUCAGAAUGGAAACCACAACUCAAACUCAUCUUAUUCCGACACGAUUGUUUACGAUGUGCCCAAAGCGAGUGCAGAACGUAUUUACGCCCUCCCCACAGCAGCAGUAGCAGCACCGUCAUCAUCCGCGCUAGUCGUCGAGAACGUGCUGGUUCCUUCGGCGGCGAGACUGGUUUUAAGUCAGCAGAAGCAAAGUAGCAGUGGGAGUGGGAGUGGGAGUGGGAGCACGAGGAGCGACUUGCUCGACGACGACGACGACGACGAGGACACGCUCGACAUUUCGGACGACGAAGGCGAAUUCGACGUGGAGGACAGGACAGAGUUUGACGAUUUUGACGAUGACAUUGUCCACCCCCCGAAGCCCACGGGAAGUGUAGGAGGAGAGAGUAGAAACAAUUUCAAGUACGCGGCGCCCCCACCGGAACAAAAUUUUAAUAGUUAUGAUGACGCCGAUUAUGGUUUGGAAGUGAUUCACGAGGAGACGGAGAGUCAAAUGUCGUCUUCCGAUUCUGAGCUGGACUUUGACAGUGACACGAAUUCUGGAGGGAAGACGGGGGGCAGUCGACGACCGGCCUUCCCCUUCCUCCCUACAUCUUCCCCCCCAAGUAGAGCCAAGGAGGGGGCGAGGGGGCUCAACUUCUUCGAUGCCCCGCCCUUGCCCGAAACGACCACGAUGCGACACGACGCUUCCCCAGAGGAAAUCUUCCAGGCGGAGGAGGGGUUGUCCCUCGAGGAAGGCGAGGAGGGCAUAGCCAAACAUAUUCGAAUCUCGCCCAAUUGGGACCCGGAACCCAUCUUGACCCGAUUGUACACGAUGCAGGAAUCUAAACCAUUAUUAAACAAUAAGAACGCGAAGAAGGACUGUUUGAGUGGGUUUUUAAAUAUUUUGAGUGGAAAUAGAAAAAAGGGAACGUUUUGGAACGCUUGGAAGAGAAAAUUCUAUGUUUUAUCGGCCGGAAAGUUGAAUGGUUAUGAGAAGGAAAAUUGUCUCGAUCUUUUCCAAACGAUCAAUUUGGUGGGAGGAAAGGUGGACUUCUUGGACCCCGCAGAUUUCGUGGGGACGGAUCAGAACAAAACCAUGACCAAUCGCAUCAUCGGGAUUGAUGACGCCAAAGGACAUUACUACGUCCUACAAUGCCCCACGGUCGCAGAAGCAGGAAAAUGGGUGGCCGCCAUACAGUACGAAACUCUCCCCUCACUAACUUCCCAGUACGCCAUUCCCCUCUUCUCCAAGUUGCCAUCCAUGUUCAAAGACCUCGUUUUGGUCGAUUUCGGCUCAACUAACAUUCGCGCUGGCGUCUUAAUGCAUCAAGCGACCCUUCCUGCCCUGUUCUUUGCCGCCGUGACGUCACAAAACGACCAGGAUGGCACCGUCAUUUACGGGAAUGAUGUCUACCUCCGGGAAAACAGGAAAACUGCAAAGCUCAAGUUUCCUUUUGAAGCGUCGUCAAAAAUGUGUCAGAAUAAUUUGAACAUUGACGCCGUGAAGGGAUUUCUCCUCAAGAUAUUUAAAGAAUUAAAAGUGGAGCCGGAGCGGUAUCGUGUCAUUAUAAAUUUACCCCGCAGGGUGGACGACGCCUGUAAAAAGAACAUCUUGGGAGUUUUGUUUAACACGUUUCAGGCAAAAAGUGCUCUCCUCUGCCAUCAGAGUGUCGUCUCGUUCUGGGCGUACUCGGCGGACAACGGGAUCAUUUGCGACAUCGGGGAACGGUGUGACAUCGUCCCCGUCUCGCAAGGAUUCGUCCUCUCGCACGCCUGGGGCAGGGCACCCUUUGGAGGCCAACCUCUGAAACAUGCCCUUCGACAAGGACUUGGCCCCCAGGAGAACGGGCUGUAUUUGUCCACCCCGACGGAGAACCUCGUGCUGCGCUUCAUCACGGAGAACUUCAUCUACACGAGUGGGCAGAGCACGAGGAAAAUGUCGCAAGAGAGUCAAGAGAUCGUGGUGGAGAUGGACCUACGAGACGUGCUCUCCAUCCCUAAUCUCAUCGGGGUCAAUCAGAACGUGCUGAGGGGGGUAGCAGACGGAUUUUUCGACCCCGGCAUGUACGGCUUGGAUUGUGACCCCUUGCCAAAGAUUUUACACAAGAGUUUACAGGAUUGCGGGAUGGAUAUCCGGAAGGAAAUGUCGCAGCACAUCUUCGUCACGGGAGGAUGCACCAUGUUGCCCGGCUUCGUGGAGCGACUCGAAGUCGAGCUGACCAAGCUUUGUCCGCCCCAUUUGAAGCCCAAGAUUCAAGCUUCGCCUUACCGAUACCACGCCAGCUUCAUCGGUGCCUCCGUCCUGUCCACGACGGAGGCAUUCGAGAAGUCCCUGAUACAUCGGAGCAAGUAUGACGGAGGGCCGGGACCCACCCACUGGACCGUCUAAGGACCAGGAAAUCUAAGAAAUUAGUUUCCUCUAGUCUACUCUCUCUCUCUCUCCCUCGGCACACUCGAUAUUUCCAAAUUGGUCACAAUUUCCCAUUUGCUCGCACAUUCCGAAUUGAAAUUAUGUCCCGAUGCGUAAUUAUUUUGAGAUUCCGUGUGAUUUUUUUAGCGUGAUCUGACAGUAAAUGAUUUUGCACACUGAUUUAAUUUUGUUUCCCAAUCUUGACUAGAUUAAUUGUAUAUUUAUUUCGAAAAAUCUUUGUAGAAAAGUGAGCAUAUUUUUUUCCUUGAUAAAUUCAUGUUGUGAUAUCGACGCCUUUUUCGAUAGAUUGAUGACUGUUAUCAGGUUAAGAUUUAGGGAUAGAUUUUAGUAAAAAUAUUAUUAAUUAAGCAUUAUAAUGACGCCUCACUUUAUACGUAUAACUACAUAACUAUUUUGGUAGAAUAGUUUGGAAAAAUGCAAUUAAGUCUUAAAAGACGACGUCAAUAAAUAAAUUUUUGAAUUUACAAAAGUAAUGUAA
Folsomia candida is the source of this 3964-nucleotide messenger RNA. RefSeq lists its product as uncharacterized. The coding region runs from base 832 to 3444 and encodes 870 amino acids. The transcript has 15 exons. NCBI's taxonomy places the organism in Eukaryota, Metazoa, Arthropoda, Collembola, Entomobryomorpha, Isotomidae. The record is from RefSeq and is a predicted model, not a curated record.